Messenger RNA from Tetrahymena thermophila SB210, 903 nucleotides. RefSeq names its product ATPase, histidine kinase-, DNA gyrase B. NCBI's taxonomy places the organism in Eukaryota, Ciliophora, Oligohymenophorea, Hymenostomatida, Tetrahymenidae. The transcript is spliced from 3 exons. The record is from RefSeq and is a predicted model, not a curated record.
AUGGCAAGUGUACUGAUUUUAAAAAAUAUUUAAAGUGACUCAACUGAUACUUUAAAAAAUACUUAAAGUGACUCAACUAAUACUUUAAAAAAUACUUAAAGUGUCUCAACUGAUACUGAAGAUGAUAGCUUAUCUGAUGCUUAAUAUGACUACGAAAACUAUUAAGACUAUUAAGAUGUAUCCUUUGAAAGCGAAUUUUAAAAGAAGCUAAAUUUCAAAGAAUGUCAUUUACUUUAUUGUGAAAAGUAAUUAGAAAUAGAUUAGGAGAAUAGGUGUAGCUAAAGAUGUGAUUGUGGAUUAUAGCUUGAUUGUGAUUCUUGCUUACAAGAAGCACAUCUACCUUUGACUUGUGAGCAAAAAUUCUAAUGGGACUGUUUAGAUCCGAGCUAUGAUAUCAAAACUUUAUAAAUUUUGUAGCAUUAGAAAAAUUAUAAAAAUGGAGACUGUGGUAGCAUGCUAUGCACUAUCUGCCAAACUAAUUUUUGUUAGGCUUGUUUGAAAAUAACCAAAGACUCCUCUCAUACUUAAAACUGUAAUGAUGACAGUAAGGAUAGACUGUUUAAAAAAUUCUCGCUCUUGAAACACUAAGUUUAACAAAACAAAAAAAAUUUUUAUGAAAAUAUUGAAUAAAUCUAAGAAAGAAUUGAAAUAGUUUUCAAAAAUGAUGAUGAUUUAGAAGAAGAGAUAUACUUUGAGUAAAAUAACUAAAGAUCAACUAUUUUGAAAUAUGAACAAAAAGAAUUAAAACAUAAACUAAGUAUGUUAGAAAAAUAAUUAAUUGAAGAAUCUAACAACUUAUUUAAUAUCUAAAAAAUAUUAAAAAAUAACAAUAACUAAGAAAUCGAUCUUAAAAAUUUUUAAAGUGCUCAAUAUUAUAAAUGGUCCAAAGAAAUUGUUAACUGA